AUGCGUAAAGAAAGUUGUGAUGACACUAUUAGAAAAGGAGAAGAGUGGAAAGCCUUUCAAAAAAAGAGCGGGGUGAUUAGGGAUGAGUCAGAUAAUAGAUACAAACUUAAUGCUAUUAUAGAAUUUUACUGCUCUAACUGUCAAAUAACAGAAGGAGAAAAAGGCGGGGGUGGGGGCGAUGAUGUGAUGCCACCACAAAUACAGACUAAAAAGGCAAGCCUAAUUGAAAAUAAUCCAGAAGAGAAGGAGGAAGGGGAAAAAGACGAAUUUGAGGAAAGCAGCGAACAAGGUGGUAUUGAAGAAAUCAAACAACUCGGAGAAGGAACAAUAGAAAUAAUAACUAAAUUAUUAGAGCAAAAAAAAGAAGAAAAAAGAAAAUUACUAAAAGAAGAUAAAAGCCAAGAAAAUGAUCAAAAAAUUAAAAGACUAGAAGAGGAAAUUAAAAAAUUAGAGAAAGAGUUAGACGAAGUUAGAAAAAAUUCUAAAUUAUCGUUAGGAACGCUCACAAGAAAUUUCUCCCGCAAAAGUGGUAAUAUACUGCCAUCAAAUCAACCAUCAGAACCACGACUAGCAAUUAUUUCCGCAACAUAA
Molecule: messenger RNA, 591 nt
Organism: Ambispora leptoticha
Lineage: Eukaryota; Fungi; Glomeromycota; Glomeromycetes; Archaeosporales; Ambisporaceae
Source: the annotation of a GenBank genome assembly